This is a messenger RNA of Fonsecaea erecta, 4494 nucleotides long. RefSeq lists its product as hypothetical. Gene Ontology annotation, cellular component: nucleolus. The transcript is spliced from 2 exons. The coding region runs from base 1 to 4494 and encodes 1497 amino acids. Lineage: Eukaryota; Fungi; Ascomycota; Eurotiomycetes; Chaetothyriales; Herpotrichiellaceae. The record is from RefSeq and is a predicted model, not a curated record. Gene Ontology annotation, biological process: ribosome biogenesis.
AUGGCCAAGGACUCGUUCGAGGCCAGAAUGGCCGGCUUGGAAAAAGCCAAAGGACCGCCAGAAAAGAUUUUAGAGGAAGCUGCAAGAAUCCUGGAACUUGAUCUCGAGACGACCCUCACGCGUUGCGCCACGGAACCGUUAUACAUCGCAUUUCCCAAGUCUCACGGUUUCAAAGAGCAAUGGGUUCUGCGAUGGCUCCUCAAGAAGCUCGGUGCCUUGGACAAAUCGGAGGAUGGAGAAGGGAAAGUUGGCGCCUCUCAGAAAAGUUUCAUCGUGUCGCCAAAGUUCUGGUCUCUCCUUCUCAACCUAAGUCGUUCAAUACCUGGCGAUGUGUGUUCGGAGAUUCUCCUCGAACGAGACUUCCAGCCAUUGCUGGUCAGCUCCAUUCGAGAGCUCCUCCACAUGGAAGGCUCCCAGACGAAUGUGGCUGCGAUAAAGCAUGACCAUACAGACGGGAGGCGUCCGACGAAAAGGAGGCGAUUGUCUCCCGAGUUGGCCUGCCAAACUACAGUGAUCUCCCAGGAGACGUUGCUGUGGUUAGCUUUGCAAACAGGAACUCGAUGCGCCGGCUUGUCCACCACGUCGACCUCUUCACGGAGCGCGGGAAGUCGUACUGCUCCUGUAAUCAAGACCGCCACAUGGAGUGAUCAUGCUGCCUUGCUGGGCUGCUUGCUGGAGGUAAUGGCGUCCAUCAUGAACAACAGUACUGAUGCUCCGAGUGUCGAUCUCUUGUCCACGAUACUGGAGACUCUGCUGUCAUCCUGGGACGCGGUUGCUCCCACCACCCGGAAAAAGGACGAUGGACAGGACCCGGCAUUCUCCUCACAAUGUCUCCUCCCCUGUUUGCAUCUGCUCGACAUUCUUGCCAAACCACAGUGGAGCCAUGGAUCCUUUGCACGAUCGAGACUUGCGCUCGAGCGGCUGAUAGCGCUGCAUGUUGUAUUUCCCCUGAGGCUGAUAUUCAACGAACAGUUCACUAAAAAAUGGAGGGUCACGAAAGACGUUUUGCUUUUCGAACAGAUGGAAACAUUGCUGAAGGCUUACAACAACCCUCUUCCUGUUGAGAGCAAACGGUCUCAACGGGUUGAGGCCCAUGCUGCACCAGGGAUCGUGGAACUUUCGUGGAUUAUCCUCGAUGUAGCUGCGCGCUCAAUUCCCAUCUCAGACUUUCGCAGGCGACAAGUGGAACAGCCAUUUGUCGACUCGUUGUUCAUCUGGCUCGUUCACGUCAGCUGGCCUCGGAUACCCCACAUUAUGUCGACGGGAGUCUUGCAACAACCACUUCCCGUCAGCCGAACUUCCGAAAUUCAGGAUACGUGGGCGUUAUCCCUGGAACGUUUAAUUGAAGUUGCCCACGCGAGAAAGCUGCAGCUCAGCUUGCAAAUCAUUACUUAUGUCCUACAGGCUGUGUUGACUAUAGACACGGAAUCAGCCCCCUGGAAUCUCUUGGUCAAGAUUAUCCAACUGGAUCUGAACACCUUGAUACCACAUUCUGGCCUGGCAAGUUCCGCAGGUUUUCUGGAGCAAGUCUUGGACCGGAUCCAGUCAAGCACAGUUUCUCAGGCUACGUAUGUUCUGUUACGGGAUCAAAUCGUUUGCCCUUUGCUCCACAGCUUUGCCCGCUCAAGGGAUCUGGACGGCUUUGUCACUGGCUGGCAGCGAAUGCUCGCGGAGGCAAUCAGAGUUCGUUACACUUCGAGACAUAAUCAAGCAGACAUUCCUGCGGUGUUAAUUUGGGAAGACGAAGACAUUUUCGACGAACUCAAACCACUCAUCAAUGUUUAUGCGCCGCCAAAUAUGGGCCAACGGAUGCUUGAAAGUUUAGUUGAACCCAUCGACAAAAUUGGCGACAAGGUUGGGUCCACGGCAGAAGUCUUUGCGAAAUUAGCCAUCUUUUGCGCCGUUCUGGAAAGCCCGUGGUCCGAGACCAGAAACAUACGGUUCGAUCAUGGACAACCGCACGUUUUAUUGCUUGGGGCAAUGAAUGCUCUGUCUCGCAAUUCCGACUACCAAGGCCAGCGGUGGAGGCUGUGGAGGCUGAUUGGACUCCUCCUGCAAAUGAUAAAUGGCGAGGCCGUGCCCGUUGAGAUCGAUACUCUGCUAAGUUCUGCCCAACACUUCGUUUCUCUGAAGGACAUUCGGAGCUCUGAUCAGGUUGGCUCUGUCAGGCAGACUGCCAAAAAUCUCGAACAUCUGGAAUGCUUUUCUCUCCUUCUACAACUGGCCGCACAAUCGAAGCAACAUCAACCGAGACUCGAAGCAGAGGUGGGUUAUCUGGCAGAUGUGCUGCAGAGCCUUGACGAAGAUCGCGUGGCUCUGUGGGAUGGGCGUAACGCCAGAUGUAGCGGCAUCCAUGAUCUGGUGGCUGCAUGCAUUGGGAAACUAUUACAGACGCCCGAGAUUUUCUUCAGGUAUCCGGAAAGCUUCAAGGCCCUCGUUCAGGCCUGCCUCGAGAGGGUUUUUCAGCCAUUGGCACACGAUGCUGAAGCCGAUUCUUUACCGAAUUUGCGUGAUCUCUUGCUGGCCGUGUUGGAAGCUGAGGACAUUUCUCGGUCUCCUCUUCUACGACAGCUGAUUUUUGAGCACGUUGACAAGAAUUUACGGUCGACCAACAGGAGCAGAAAGAUUUGCAUGAGACUUUUGUCCUGCCUCUCGAUGGAGACCAUGAAGAGACCGGUAAUCAAGGGCUUUGUGGCGUCAACGCUUCGUCGCCUUUUUGACGAGUGUAGGGAUGCAAGGCUAGAAGCUGUUUCAGACGACUUGUGCCUCUUAGCUUGGUUGGACUCCGUAUUCCCAGGGGCAUUAACUGACUACGGAGAUUGGCAAAAAUGGAUUGACUUCGCUGCGGUUGUCCUCCGAUGGAACGAUGAAGGGUCCUUGCAACUGGAGAUCACGAACUACCAGAAAUACAUGUCAUCUUACGUGACGACUUUACACAUCUUGGACCGGGUUUUCCAGUCAAUCAGGUCACGGACUCUGGCCGUUCUGAGGCCCAAAGCGAAGGAAAUUGUGGCUUACAUGGUGACAACAGCCCGGAAUCCAUCUGUCCCACUCUUUUGCUUGCGAAUCUUUCUUGAUUUCGCCAACGGGUCGGGCAGCGCAUUGGAAAAGGGCGACCAGCAUAAGAAUGUUGAGUUCUUGCGGGAAUUGCUCGCAAGACGUGUGAAGCAGGAAUCUAACAAAGCCCUUUCUGAUGCGUCGACUCCUGCAAAUCUCCUGAGGCUGCAGCUCCUUGUUGACAUGCUCCACUCCCUUGACAAAGACUUCCUAUCGGAUGAGUUGCGGCAUAUUGAGUCAGCCAUCCAGGAAAAGCUCCUGCAUGCAGAAACGCACUCUAAGGAGGGGUGUGCUGUCAAGCAAAAUUGGCGAAAGGAUCUUUCUCUUCGCCCUCAGUCCAUCAAGUCCACACUUACGUCAGAUAAACAGCAUGUCCAAGAGCUGGCCUCAUUUAUAACACCUUUGGAUCUAUGCACAAACACUAGCGCCACACUUCUGGCCACUGAAGCGGAGGUAUUCGCUUGCCAACUCGAGCCGACCAGCUGGCUUACAACGCUGGAGGCCCUUCAACACAAGAGCGAGCAAGCAGAAUACCAGCCGGCAUGUGCCGUGUUGGUGGCUUGCAUUUUAAGACGCAUCAAGAUGCAACACAUGUUGCAAUACCCAGCCUUGGCUCAAGCUGUGGCGGGGAUUGUGUGUAUGGACGCCACAGUUACGAAACUGAGCACUAGCGGGCUACUUCUUACCUUGGAAAAUUGCCUGAGCGCGCUCGAGCUCCAUCCGCUCGUGGUGAAUCAAUCGGUCCUGGAUCGAUUGCUCGCAACUAUACACGCCGUCGUCUCUGCCAGAUCCGAUGGUGCGCGAUGCCUACAGACGAGAGACUUCGAAACCGACCCCCAACCAGCCGACAUCUUCCAACGGGUUUGUGGAGUUAUUGGGGCAAUUCUUGGACGACACCGUAAACGGCUCACUGAUCGUUACCAUUUACUGCUUCCGAUCCUGCAAAACCUUCUACGAUGUCUGUUUUGGACCGGACAAAAAGUGCUGGAAAGUCAACGAGGUGACGCUGCGAAUGCGACCAGGUCUUUCGCCAAGUCGCUGCCCAACUGGCUGCAUGUAUCGGCAGAACCCCUGCCGCAGUCCUCUGCAGAACAAUUUGCUCGUUUACUCUCGUCAAUCUCCAAUCCCACGGUGUCUGCUGCACGAUCGUCGAAUAAGGGUGGCCGCAACGAGCUGAAUGACGCAGUGAAUCAGGCUCGGAAACUAGCAGGACAGCACAUGCAGUAUCUUGUCAUGGAGUACUGUCGAUGCGCUCUCGACGGGCAAAUCACGCCGGCGACGAAGGAUUCUUUGAUGCCCGGCAUGUACCGAGUCAUGGACGCCCUCGAUAGGGACGUUAUGCGGGCCAUGAAUGCAGGCAUGGACCCUAGCAGCAGGACGAUAUUCAAAGCACUCUAUGACAGCUGGGUACGGUAUGGGAAGUGGGACAAGAGUUAG